GAUUCCUCAAGACUCAACUUCUGUCAUCCCUCCACCGUCCACCACCUGUCAUCCGUCCGUCAUUCCCCGGAGAUGGGGCAGUGUCUCCAGUGACGGUUGGUGGAGGACAAGGUGACCCGGGCAUACAGCUGGCCAAUGCACUGUCUGCCUGCAUAUUGUCAACCCAUCUCCCACACUCUCACCGCCAGUGGGCAGCAACACAACUGGUGGAAUGUAUUGGUGGUCGUGCACGACUGGUUGACAACCACAAUGAAUUACCCGGGCCUGGCACGAGUAGCAGCACAGACUUUACGGGAGCGCUGCCUCACGUGCAGACCACUUACUUAGAAGGCCACACUGCUCGCACCUCAAAUGUCCUCUGGCUUCAAGCAAGGAAUUUACUGGUUACAAGUGGACACGAUAGUUCAGUUCGGACCUGGAAGGUGGGUCAACGUACUAUUGGUCCCCAAGAGCACACAUUAGUGUUUCAGCCAAGUGAAAACACUGGCAACUACCCUGUGAACCUGGCGGCCGUGGAACACUUGGUCACACUUCCCUCAGAGCGAUAUAUUGCUGCCACUUUUGAGAAUGUUCUCAAUAUUUGGUCUUUGAGUGGUGGAAACAUUGGAGCAUGGUCAAGCAACAGCUUAAUCACAUGCCUGGAAGCUGCAGUUCAAGGCUUGUGUGAUUGUAUGUUAGUUGGUCACCAUGAUGGCUCAGUGACACUGGCUGCCAUCACUGCAAGUGGUGUCGUCCCCUCCACCAUCAUGCAUGCUGGCAGACAAGAUGUGUACGUGAGCUGCUUGGCCUGGCAAGACCAAGAUAAGGAAGUGGCUGUCGGUUUCAGCGACGGAAUAGUUCGCGUUUGUUUCAUCAACACAGAUGAUGAUAGUGUAACCCUGCCAGCACAACAA
Molecule: messenger RNA, 893 nt
Organism: Homarus americanus (American lobster)
Lineage: Eukaryota; Metazoa; Arthropoda; Malacostraca; Decapoda; Nephropidae
Product: probable E3 ubiquitin-protein ligase HERC1
Biological process (GO): regulation of transcription by RNA polymerase II
Cellular component (GO): histone deacetylase complex
Molecular function (GO): protein binding; transcription corepressor activity
Source: RefSeq, a predicted model, not a curated record